Molecule: messenger RNA, 1377 nt
Organism: Capronia coronata CBS 617.96
Lineage: Eukaryota; Fungi; Ascomycota; Eurotiomycetes; Chaetothyriales; Herpotrichiellaceae
Exons: 2
Coding region: 1-1377 (458 amino acids)
Cellular component (GO): membrane
Source: RefSeq, a predicted model, not a curated record
AUGAAGGCCUGGCGUGCUCUCUCUCUCGUUUUCUGGGGAGCAGGACUCCUCGUUGCUGCACUACCUGCACAAACAGCACUACCAGAACAACUACCUGCAGCAACACCCUCGCCCACUCCUACGCCGACGGCAACGCUCGAACUUCGUGCAGCAGCAGCUUCUUUCACUGGCGUCCAUAUCACACCCUACUCAUAUAGCCAUGUUUCUCUUUCUCUGGAUCUGCCGUCGUCCACCUGUACCCAGACCAUCAAACCGGACAAAAAUGGCUAUGUACCUCCAGGAACGUGUGGUUCGCUAUAUGAGUAUUAUCCAUCUUUUGGCGCCGCGAUUGUGUUUUCGGUCCUCUUUGGAAUACUCUUCAUCGCCCAUCUUGCCCAGGCCAUCGCGCACAAAAAGAGUUUCUGCUGGGUUGUGGUGAUGGCCUCAUUUUGGGAGUUCGCAUCAUACGGCUUUCGAACGGCCGGCACAAGAAAUCAGCAAAGUACCACUUUGGCUACUCUGUCUCAAAUUCUGGUCCUGCUGGCACCCAUUUGGGUCAAUGCAUUCGCUUAUAUGGUGUUCGCUCGCAUUGUACAUUUCUUCGCGCCUACAAGGAAGGUCUGGAAGAUCAGCCCGUCUAUCAUGGCGUUUGUCUUCGUUACUUUGGACAUUACCUCCUUCAUCAUUCAGCUCAUUGGUGGUGGCAUGGCCGGCCCUGGAGCCACUCCAGAAGCACAGCAGAAGGGUGUCCACAUCUACAUGGGCGGCAUCGGGCUUCAAGAAUUUUUCAUCGUCUGCUUCAUGGUGCUGGUGAUCAAGUUUCACCUUGAACAAACAAAAGCCCAGCGGUCGGGACUCGUGACAGAAGCUAAAGUGCGUUGGAGAUGGAUUCUGUACGCGCUCUACAUCUGCCUGUUGGCCAUCACAGCGCGCAUCAUCUUUCGUCUCGUCGAAUUCUCCCGGGGCUUUGGCGAAGAUAACCCUCUUCCACACAAAGAAGGUUAUUUCUACGCGCUGGAGGCGGUCCCUAUGUUUUUCGCCAUCUUGAUCUGGAAUGCUCUUCAUCCGGGAAGAUAUAUGCAAGGUCCCGAGUCAAAAUUACCGCCUAGCUGGCUCAGCCGCAAACUUUGUUGUUGCUGUCACCGCAAAGGAAAGCCUCGUGGUGGCGGGCAUGAGAGACUGGCAUCUAAUGCAAGCUAUGAGGAACUCAAAGCUUUGAAGUCUAGAGAACCAUCGCCGAUGCCAAGGGGAAGAGUUGGGGAGCCUGUUGAGUCUAGGUAUGAGCCGUUUCAAGAGAGAUUGGCUCCGCAAGAGUCGUAUACAACCUACGCUCCGGCCAGCCGAGGGAACAGUCCUGGACCACCAGCCCCUGAGCCUAGAAGCUGGACUGGACCAUGA